Messenger RNA from Panicum hallii, 801 nucleotides. Its product is annotated as PHD finger-like domain-containing protein 5B. The transcript has 2 exons. The record is from RefSeq and is a predicted model, not a curated record. Gene Ontology annotation, biological process: mRNA splicing, via spliceosome. NCBI's taxonomy places the organism in Eukaryota, Viridiplantae, Streptophyta, Magnoliopsida, Poales, Poaceae. Bases 163 to 495 code for a protein of 110 amino acids. Gene Ontology annotation, cellular component: U12-type spliceosomal complex; U2 snRNP; catalytic step 2 spliceosome.
GGGCCCAACGGGAAAUCUUCUCUCUCUGCUUGCCGGCCGCCCCUCCCAGCUUCCCUCCUCCCCUCUUUCCGGCGGACCUUCCCACCCGCCGCCCCUCCCUCGGCCGCACCGCGGCGGCCGUCCUGCUCCGCCUCUUCUUCCGCCGGUUAGCAUCUGACAGCCAUGGCGAAGCACCAUCCUGACCUGAUCAUGUGCCGCAAGCAGCCCGGCAUCGCCAUCGGGCGGCUGUGCGAGAAGUGCGACGGCAAGUGUGUCAUCUGUGACUCAUACGUGCGGCCAUGCACGCUGGUCCGUGUCUGCGAUGAGUGCAACUACGGGUCGUUCCAAGGGCGUUGCGUCAUCUGCGGUGGCGUGGGCAUCUCGGACGCCUACUACUGCAAGGAGUGCACGCAGCAGGAGAAGGACAGGGACGGGUGCCCCAAGAUCGUCAACCUCGGUAGCGCCAAGACUGAUCUGUUCUACGAGCGCAAGAAGUAUGGGUUUAAGAAGAGGUGAUGGGAGAAGCUGUUGCUUUCAGUUUCGCUUGGCCUCUUGAUCAGUUGUAUUCGUCGAUACCGGGAGUAGGAUGUAGUGGCAAUGGUUUGCUUUUCACAUUAUGUUAAUGGUGAUGGAUGGUGCCUUGCAAUGUGAACUGAGAUGUGCCUUUUCUGUCCCGUAAUUUGCAUCUGAUUUUGGCUAACUGAUGUAAGAUUAGCGACUUGCAGUUGAGCAUGCCUGAUGUGCCUGACACAGUGUUAUCUAUCAGCUGGGCAAACUGAUUAGUGAAUGAGAAUAUGGGCCCAGAAUGUUACCAUGUUUAUA